AUGGCGUCCUGGAUUCAACGGCAAAACGGUUCCCACCAGGCGCAGCUCGCUGCAACCGCGGUGCUAUCCGGAGCGGCUGUCGCAGGCGCAAUCCUCGGCCUCCAGAAAUUUCGGAGACGAGAAGCUGUGAAACGGUUGAAGGCGUCUAUACCGGCAAUUGACGAGAGACACCGCGCGGAGAGCCUAAAUGAAUAUGGCGCCGCAGCUCCGGGGCCGUACUGGAGCAAGGAGGACGAGCGCGGUGCAGCUCUUGCGCGGAGGGCGCAAGAGGGAGAUUACGAUGAAGAACUUAUCCUUGAGCAGCUCGCCCGUAACCGUGUUUUUCUAAAGGACGAGGGUCUCGCAAAGCUCCGCGAGGCGUUUAUCAUUGUUGUUGGGUGCGGAGGUGUCGGGUCGCAUGCUGUUGCUUCGCUGGCCCGAUCGGGCGUCUCCAAGAUUCGCCUGAUCGAUUUCGACCAAGUCACGCUUUCUUCUCUAAAUCGACAUGCUCUCGCUACUUUGGCCGAUGUCGGAACGCCCAAGGUACACUGCAUCCGCAGGAGACUGCAGCAGAUUGUACCGUGGGUGCGGUUCGAUUGCCGCAACGAGCUCUUCGGCGGCUCCGUGGCUGAUGACCUGUUGGCACCGUGGUCGUUGAAUGAUGCCGACAAGGGACAGAAGCCUGUCUACGUGCUUGAUUGCAUUGAUAACAUCCAAUCAAAGGUUGAACUGCUACACUACUGCCACACGCACUCGAUCCCGGUGAUCUCCUCAAUGGGCGCGGGAUGCAAAUCAGACCCCACUCGUGUGAUGAUCACAGAUAUCUCAGUUAGCUCAGACGACCGACUAUCACGCAGUACACGGAGGCGGCUCAAGCUCUUGGGAGUAACCGGCGGCAUCCCAGUUGUGUUCUCCACAGAAAAGCCCGGCCCCGGCAAGGCAACUCUUCUGCCCCUCGCGGAGGAGGAGUUUGCCAAGGGCCAAGUAGACGAGCUAUCAGUACUCCCGGAAUUUCGUUCUCGAAUUCUUCCUGUGCUUGGAACAAUGCCUGCCGUGUUUGGAUAUACCCUUGCGAAUCACGUCAUUUGUGAGGUCUCUGGGUACCCAACAGACUACAGCAUGGGUGGUAAGGGCAAAGACAAGCUUUACGACACCAUUCACGCGCAGCUACUCGUAUCUGUUGAACGUCUCACCCGGGCGGAAAGUGAGUCUGGCGCUCAACCUCUGGGGUUGCGCCUACCAAUGAGCAGAGACGAUAUCAUCUACCUCGUUGACGAGAUCUGGCGCGGCAAGAGUGUCGUUACUGGGCUUCCAAGCCGUCUAGCACUCACUCUUUGGCAGCGACCUGCCAAUGGGUUCAAACCGGAUCCUCUGUGGGCGAAAGAAGGGCAGAUUUGCGUUCCGUUUAAGCCGGAGGACCUGGUGCUUAUGACGAAGGAGGAAGCCACUCGCCAUGAGAAGGAAGUCCUUCUUGGUGGAAAGAAGGUCGAAGAGCUCUACAGUGAGGAGAUUAUCCAGAAAGUAAACCAGCGCCAGAAGGAGAUGGCGUACUACGAGCAAUUCCGAUGA
Aspergillus mulundensis is the source of this 1548-nucleotide messenger RNA. Its product is annotated as tRNA threonylcarbamoyladenosine dehydratase. Gene Ontology annotation, cellular component: mitochondrial outer membrane. The transcript is spliced from 2 exons. Gene Ontology annotation, biological process: cyclic threonylcarbamoyladenosine biosynthetic process. Gene Ontology annotation, molecular function: ubiquitin-like modifier activating enzyme activity; tRNA threonylcarbamoyladenosine dehydratase activity. The record is from RefSeq and is a predicted model, not a curated record. Bases 1 to 1548 code for a protein of 515 amino acids. Lineage: Eukaryota; Fungi; Ascomycota; Eurotiomycetes; Eurotiales; Aspergillaceae.